AUGCAGUGGCAGCAGGCAAAAUGGAAACAAGCCCCAGAGGAAGAAGCUUGUGAUGCAGAGGAUGUGCUCGAUUGGACGCUCGUCUGGCUAGUGCUUGGUGUGGUCGCGGAUGUCGAGGGGUUCGAACUUGAGCUUGAUAUCGGAGAGCCAGAAAUCGUAGAUGAAGAAGUCACAGAAGACAAAGAAUUAACGACUGUAGUGGAGCUUGAUAUGACGGAUGAUCCUGAGCUCCCACUGCUACUGGUCGUGCUGGCAGUGGCGGAAGGCGUAGAAGUAGACGUUCCUGUGCUCCCGGAUGUCAAGGAAGAGCCUAUGAAGGAUGAAGAGGAAGAGCCCGUUGUUCCGCUGCUACUUGUGGCGUUCAAACUCGCACUUGGGUUCACGCUCAAGGUGGUAGAAAGCCCCGUGCUAGUCCUGGAGAUAUCGGUGUUGGAGGUGCUGGUGGAUGAAGUUGUUCCCAAGUUCGAAGAAGAGGUAGUUGAUGAUUGCGUUGAAGUUGUAGAAGUAUUGCUGAAGCUUGUCAAGGAUGUCGAGGUGGAGACGAGUGAAGAUGGAGAAGUAGUGCUAGAAUCUGUAACGAUGAUUGUUGACCCGCUGCUUGAGGAGCUCGAGGUACUGGAAGAUGACGAGGUCAAGGUUGUUGAGGUAUCAGUACCGCUCGUUCCUGUAGUAGUUGUGCUACCUGUGUCGGUGGAUGUUGAGGAAGUUGUCAGGGUCGAUGACCUGGACGAGCUGGAAGAGUCUGAGGCUCUGGGAUUGAAGCCGUACACGCUGAAAUACUGA
Colletotrichum abscissum is the source of this 783-nucleotide messenger RNA. RefSeq lists its product as uncharacterized. The transcript is spliced from 2 exons. The coding region runs from base 1 to 783 and encodes 260 amino acids. The record is from RefSeq and is a predicted model, not a curated record. Lineage: Eukaryota; Fungi; Ascomycota; Sordariomycetes; Glomerellales; Glomerellaceae.